AUGCCUUCGACAUUGCUUGAAUCUCCCACCAUGGGCUCCCCCAAGGCUUCUCAGCUGCGCCUCGGCGAUGGCGUAUACGUCCCUACCCUUGCGUUCUUCACUCCCGAAGACGAGGUCGAUGCUUCAGCUACUGAGAAACACAUCAUCAAGCUUCUCGAGUCAGGAGUAGCUGGUAUUGUUGUUCACGGCUCCAACGGAGAAUGUGCCCACCUCUCUCCUUCAGAACGAACCACCAUCAUCCGCGUUGCCAGAGAUACCAUCUUCCACGAGGGAAGUGGUAGUCGUGUUCCUCUCAUCGCAGGCUGUGGUGCUCAGAGCACAAGGGAGACAACAGAACUGUGUGAAGACGCUGGCAAGGCUGGUGCCACACAUGCUCUUGUUCUACCUCCAAGCUACUACGGCGGACUUCUCCCCGAUGAUCUAGUCAUCCAGCACUACUACGCCGUUGCAGACAAGAGCCCAAUUCCUCUUCUGGUGUACAACUUCCCCGGCGCCGCAGCUGGCCGAGACCUCUCCUCCGACACGAUCCUCAGCAUCGCCAAGCAUCCCAACGUCGUAGGCGUCAAGCUCACAUGCGGGAACACCGGCAAGCUCGCCCGCAUCGCAGCUGACUGCCCCGAGGGAUUCUGGGUCGGAGGCGGCAGCGCAGACUUCAUCCUGCAAGGCCACGCCGUCGGAGCCAACGGCACCAUCUCAGGCCUCGCCAACCUCUGCCCCAGGGCAUGCGUCCGCAUCACAGAGCUCGCAGAGGAAGGAAACUGGAAAGAAGCCCGUCAGCUGCAAGCCACAGUGGCCAAGGCUGACUGGACGGCGAUCAAGACUGGAUUCGUUGGUGUAAAGGCAGCGCUGGGACACUUUUCCGGGUACGGGGGCGAACCUCGACGACCUUGCGUGGCGCCAUCUCAGAAGGAUCUUGAUACUAUUGCACAAGGGUUCCAAGAAGUAAUGGAUCUUGAAGUUACCCUCUGA
This is a messenger RNA of Fusarium mangiferae, 969 nucleotides long. RefSeq lists its product as uncharacterized. Gene Ontology annotation, molecular function: 4-hydroxy-tetrahydrodipicolinate synthase activity. Bases 1 to 969 code for a protein of 322 amino acids. The record is from RefSeq and is a predicted model, not a curated record. NCBI's taxonomy places the organism in Eukaryota, Fungi, Ascomycota, Sordariomycetes, Hypocreales, Nectriaceae. The transcript has a single exon.